Nipponia nippon (crested ibis) is the source of this 3219-nucleotide messenger RNA. The record is from RefSeq and is a predicted model, not a curated record. Lineage: Eukaryota; Metazoa; Chordata; Aves; Pelecaniformes; Threskiornithidae.
AUGCCUGUGCCAGCGCUGGAGCUGGCUCCGAGGUUUGCUCCGAUAGCCCUCGGAGUGCGCUGGGGCACGUGCCUGCAGCGAGCCUGGGGCUGCGCGUCGGUCGGGAGCAGGCUGCAGGCGGCCGCCCGGGCCGGGCCCUUGGGGCGGCUGCGGCCCAGUCGUGCAAGAGGAGAUGCUGAGGUGGCGGUGGGUGAUUUCUGGAGGGGCCGGCUGUGGCCUCUUAGCGAGGAAGGUUUGCAGGAUGCAGUGAAGCCUCCGGGCUCCUCGACGCGGAAGCUGUCGAAGACGGAGCGGCAGCGGUUCAGCGAGGAGGUGGAGAUGCUGAAGGGGCUGCAGCAUCCCAACAUCGUCCGCUUCUAUGACUCCUGGAAGUCGUCCGUCAAAGGCCAGAUCUGCAUCGUGCUGGUCACAGAGCUCAUGACGUCUGGCACCCUGAAAACCUACCUGAAGCGGUUCAAGGAGAUGAAGCUGAAGGUGCUGCAGCGCUGGAGCCGACAGAUCCUCAAGGGGCUGCAUUUCCUGCACACCCGCUCGCCCCCCAUCAUCCACCGCGACCUCAAGUGCGACAACAUCUUCAUCACGGGCCCCACCGGCUCGGUCAAGAUCGGGGACCUGGGCCUGGCCACGCUCAAGCGAGCCUCCUUCGCCAAAAGCGUCAUAGGCACCCCCGAGUUCAUGGCGCCGGAGAUGUACGAGGAGAAGUACGACGAGGCAGUGGACGUCUACGCCUUCGGGAUGUGCAUGCUGGAGAUGGCCACCUCAGAGUACCCCUACUCCGAGUGCCAGAACGCUGCCCAGAUCUACCGCAAGGUCACCUCGGGCCUGAAGCCCAGCAGCUUCUACAAGGUGAAGGUUCCAGAGCUGAAGGAGAUCAUCGAGGGCUGCAUCCGCAUGGACAAGAACGAGAGGUACACCAUCCAGGACCUGCUGGAGCACUCCUUCUUCCAGGAGGACACGGGGGUGCACGUGGAGCUGGCCGAGGAGGACGAUGGCGUCAAGUCUGGGCUCAAGCUCUGGCUGCGCAUGGACGACACGAAGAAGCUGCACGGCAAGUACAAGGACAACAACGCCAUCGAGUUCCUCUUCGAGCUCUACAAGGACGUGGCAGAGGAGGUGGCCCAGGAGAUGGUGGUCCUGGGCUUCGUCUGCGAGGCAGACUACAAGCUGGUGGCCAAGGCGGUGCGGGACCGCGUGGUCGCCAUCAAGCGCAAGCGGGAGAAGCUGAAGCGCGCCCAGGACGCGCCAUCGCCUGCGGAGCCGGAGCAGCCGCCCGGCGUCCUGCGGCUGCUGGAGGAGCUCAAGUCCCCGCUGCCACCCGGCGCGCCUGCCCCGGCCACCCCCGGCUCUGGGGACUCCGUCUUCAGCAGCACCUUCCCCCCGGAGCCCGAGGAGCCAGAGGCUGACCAGCACCAGCACUUCGCCUACCGGCACACCAGCUACUCCUCAGCCACCUCUGACUGCGAGACGGAUGGCUACCUGAGCUCCUCCGGCUUCCUGGACUCCCCGGACCCAGCCCAUCGCAGCUUCUUGGCGGGGGGGCCCGCCACGCCACUCACCCGCCCUGUGCGCUGCUUCCCCACGAGCAUCGCGGUGCAGCUGCCCAGCGAGUGCCUCCCCCCCACCAGCGGCUCCCCCCCCCCCUCCAGCACUGGGGCUUCCUUCAGCUACGCCUCAGAUGUGGCGUCCGGCAUGAGCGACGGCUACGAGGGGCUCUCGGCCAGUGAGCGGAGCGCCAAGCUGCCGCCCAAGCGGGCAUCAGGGAAGCUGCUGCGGCGCCGAGCCCGGUCCAGGCUGCGCAUCACCAACAUCUCCGACAAGAACGACCGGGUGGUGGAGUGCCAGCUGCAGACCUACAACAACAAGAUGGUGACCUUCAAGUUCGACUUGGACGGCGACAACCCGGAGGAAAUUGCAGCCGUCAUGGUCCACAACGAGUUCAUCCUCAAGUCAGAGCGGGACGGCUUCAUCCACCGCAUCCGGGACAUCAUCCACCGUGUGGAGACCCUGCUCCGCAAAGACGGGCACGGUGCCGCCGAGCUGCCCAAGAGCCCCGAGGCUGAGCAUGGCGUGGGCAGCCCUGUGGACCUGCAGCUGCAGGAGCUCUCGCGCUCCAUCUCCUCUUCGUCCUCGCUCAGCGGCUCUGUGCAGACCUGGCCCCUCGUCUCGACAGCUCCCUCCUGGCUGACGGCGCCGCUGGCGUUCCCGCAGACCCCCCCGAGCACCCCGGAGGGGCCUGUCCCACCAGCCCUGCCCCCAGCCCUCCUGUCCCCGCUGCCGCUCCCCACAUCCCCUGUCCCCAGCGAGCCUGGCAGCCCCCUGAGCCCCCCUGUGACCAGCACGUCCUGGUCCCCCACUGCCCCCCUCCUGUCCCUGGCCAACGUCUUCUCCCUGGCAGUGAUGAGCGUGGCCCACACGCUGCUGCCUGCCGUCUCCUCUAUCGCCAGCUCGGGCGCGCACCUCUACCCCCCACUGCUGCCGCGGCCGCAGAGCCUUGUCCUGGGGCCCCCGCGCUUCGUCUACCCUGACCCUGCCAGCAUGGCCACGCCAGCCCCGGCCUGCAGUGGGACCCUGGAGUCAGCGGGGGCUGAUGUCCCCACUGCUGGGGGGCCCAUGCCGUGCCCCCCAGGCAGCGAGGCUGCAGGGAGCGCCCCGCCAGCGCUGACCACGUCCACGCCGGGGAGCCCGGAGGGCAGCACGGUGCUGCCCGGCUCCCCCAAGCCCAGCCACCCGCUCAUCGUCUCGGAGUCGCCAGCCCUCGGCGUGCCCAAGGCCCAGCUCUCGCCCAUCAACGAAGAAGCCAAGCCCCAGAUCCUUGGCCGGUUCCAGGUGACGCCAACCAAAGACCUGGCCGUGGCCUCCGCAGCGCCGGGCAGCAGCGAGGGCAGCAGCGAGGGCAUCAUGCGCCGUAACUCGCUGAGCGGCAGCAGCACCGGCUCCCCGGGGCAGCGGGGCAGCUCGAGCAGUGACUCGGACUCAGUGCUGGAGAUGGCGGAGCAGGACACCGAGGCCGAGGCGGCGCUGGCCGAGGAGGGCACGGUGGCACCGGCGGAGAGCGACCGGGAGGGCCCCGGGGAGGAGGGCGCAGAGAGCGCGCCGCAGGCGGUGCUGAGCCAGGUGUGGCUGAGCUACUCCCGCAGCCUGUCCUACCUGAGCAGCGACGACACCGAGAGCGAGGACGAGGAGAUCUGGGAGGAGCUGCAGAACCUGCGCCAGAAGUGA